Phalaenopsis equestris is the source of this 1149-nucleotide messenger RNA. Its product is annotated as protein TONNEAU 1b-like. The coding region runs from base 193 to 981 and encodes 262 amino acids. Lineage: Eukaryota; Viridiplantae; Streptophyta; Magnoliopsida; Asparagales; Orchidaceae. The transcript is spliced from 8 exons. Gene Ontology annotation, molecular function: protein binding. The record is from RefSeq and is a predicted model, not a curated record.
ACUUGACCACUACUUGCUUCCGAACAUCUUAGCUGGAAAAGGUGCAGCAUUUCUUCUCCGGGGCAUCCAAUAUCUCUCUUUCGAAAUGGAAUUAAGUUGAGGCCUUCCUCUGUCUCUCUCUCUCUCUCGCUGCCCAUUUUUUUAUAGUAUAACCUGUUGCUCGUCGCCGUCCAAGGUGGGCGUGGGGGAAAGAUGGAUGAAUACGCGAGGGAGAUGAUGGACCUGAAAACCCUCGUUACCCGAACACUCGAGAAGAAAGGAGUUCUCGCGAAGAUAAGGGCUGAGCUCCGAGCAAGUGUUUUUGAGGCAAUAGAAGAAGAGGACCGAGUAAUUGAAAAUGAAAAUAGUGAACUUCCUCCAGCAUUGCUUGGUAGUUGCAAUGAUCGUGCGAAGCAGCUACAUACCUCUCCUACAGGAAGAUUAUUGACAGCAUUGGUUUGCGAAUAUCUUGAUUGGGCUCAGCUUGGUCACACUCUCAAGGUUUACUUGCCUGAGUGCAAUUUGGAAAAGGACUUUUGGAAAGCUGAGUUACGUGAGUUUAGUAGUAGAGAUGGCUUUGAUAUUAAUAGGAAUAAUGAAAGCAGGCCUGUGCUUUUUGAUGUGCUUGAAGGUUUCCUGAAGUCACAGAAUUUGUUGCAAACAAGGGGUGGAAGAAAAUUGGAUGUUGACUCUGUAUUGAGUGUGGAUGCCCGGAAUACUCGUAGACAACCUUCUUCAACAAUCGUCGGUGGCUUGCCGCCCUUAGGAAGGCAUGGCCAAACUUCACAGUCAUCAGAUCGAAGGUUAGGAGCCUCUGCUACCAAUUUUCGAAAGGAUGAGUACAAUUGGAGAUAUGAAAAUGACCUCGCUGAAGAUGUGCUCAGAGCUUCCAAUGCGCUGGAGAACAUUCAGCUGGACAGAAAAGCUCGUACUUUGUCUACAUCUUGGAGGAACGCUAGUGAUGGCUUCGUUGAAGAUGAUGCAAAGGCAGAGCGCUUAUAGUUUCUUAGGAUGCGCAGGGUUUGCCAUGUUUCUCUUAAUUUUUUCUAUUUAUUCUUGAGGAUUAUUUUUUCUGUGAUGAUACAUCGCUCUGGUUCCUAUGUUAACUUUGAAAGGGCUUUCAAACUCAAAAUGUUUCCUAAAUAUUUUACACGAGGCAUAUUGUAUUAA